Leptosia nina is the source of this 1299-nucleotide messenger RNA. The record is from the annotation of a GenBank genome assembly. NCBI's taxonomy places the organism in Eukaryota, Metazoa, Arthropoda, Insecta, Lepidoptera, Pieridae.
AUGCGUAAUGUUGCCAUUUCUAUGCGCAAAACUCCUCACCGGAAACGGCGAACUUACGACGCACGGAGGGAAUCGUGCAAGUUGGCUAUUGUGGCGCCAUCUACAACUGUCCGUUACACUGACACGGUUCCGGCUUCUCUUCAAACAGUCUCGAGCUGUCAACUUGGAAACGGAUGCCUUGGAGUUUCCUUGAGGGUUCCUUUUUAUUUAUUCAAUUCUCAAGUAGAUUUAUUGAGAUUUGGUUUGGCAAGAUCCUGGGCGCCGCCGCCCAACGCGCCAGUGCGCGCCCGCCCAGCCCCGACACUCAACGUCGGCUCGUCAUACAACACACCCGCUAUUAACGAUCAUUAUUUAAUCGAAAACGAGCACGACACACCGUUCUGGCAGUCCUUCGUACGGUCUCUAAAAGGAUCAGAAGACAUCAGGGCGGAGGAGAGAUACAGGCCAUCUCGCCGCAGCGUUUUCCCUGAACUCCUCUCGACCUACCCUUACAGCAAAUCUAUCUAUGACGACCCCGUAGCUGCCGCUGAAAGGAUCACUGUCCCCGGUUACCGUUACCUGCCAGUCCACCGCGAAGUCUACGGCUACUCCCCCAGGCCGAUCUACGCGCACAACUACCCUCGCUCUCUGGAAGCGUACAGGCCAAUCUACCACGUGCCCAGGCGUAUCCGACGAGGCGUUGACCCCUUCGACGCCCACAAAGCGUGGCAGGACCACCUCGACAGACUGGCCGCCAUCGACCGCUUAUAUCCUUCCCGCUACGGACUCUACCUGAAGGACAGGGCAUACCCCAUCACCGACUUGAGCGCUCCCAUCGUCGACCCCCUCAACCCAAAGAGCCUUAAAGGCAUCGAAUAUGAACCCGACAACAAACCUAGCUGGGGAACAGGAUCUUGGCCAUCGCGGUUAUCGGACACGUUCAGUAAGGAUCCAUUUUUCGCUGACGCCGAAAAAUGGGCUGGGUUCGAUCGGUCUCUGCGAGGGAAAUCACCGACACCCGUGAAGCCAAGGAUUAGCGUUCCCCGCGAUAGCGAGGUCGCAUUCGACGCGGACGGUGCGCCGUUGUACAACGCUGGUGGAUUGAGACGCAGACCGUGGGCUGACAUUUUCAACCCAAGCCCGUCUCUACCAAUUUCUGCUAUCACGAGGGAUCCAUUCUGGUACGAUUGGCCCGAGCUGAGACCCAUGGCGCGGUGGGACCGCAGCCCCUCCUACAUCCGAGACUCAUAUCUGUCUCCAGUUAAACGCACCUUCCUCUGGGACAAACAUCCGAUCCGGCCCCUAGCUGCUGCUUUUUAA